This is a messenger RNA of Nanorana parkeri, 1872 nucleotides long. It is a transcript of the gene KCNK10, whose product is annotated as potassium two pore domain channel subfamily K member 10. The record is from RefSeq and is a predicted model, not a curated record. Gene Ontology annotation, biological process: stabilization of membrane potential; potassium ion transmembrane transport. Gene Ontology annotation, molecular function: potassium ion leak channel activity. The transcript is spliced from 6 exons. NCBI's taxonomy places the organism in Eukaryota, Metazoa, Chordata, Amphibia, Anura, Dicroglossidae. The coding region runs from base 20 to 1513 and encodes 497 amino acids. Gene Ontology annotation, cellular component: membrane.
CCCCACCCCGACCCCCCGAAUGUCAGUGUGCUCCCGGACGACUGUGGUCUCCACAAUGGACAAUACCUCCAGAGGCCUCCACUCCGUCAUGAAGUGGAAGACAGUCUUGGCCAUCUUCGUGGUGGUGGUGGUGUAUCUGGUCAGCGGCGGCCUCGUGUUCCGGGCCUUAGAACAGCCGUUCGAGAGCAGCCAAAAAAGCACGAUAGCCCAAGAGAAGGCGGAUUUCCUGCACAUGCAUUCCUGCGUCACCCAGCAAGAGCUCGACGCUCUGAUUAAGAAAGCCAUCGACGCAGACAACGCCGGGGUGAAUCCGAUCGGAAACUACUCCAACAUCAGCAGCCACUGGGACCUGGGCAGCUCCUUCUUCUUUGCCGGCACCGUCAUCACCACCAUAGGUUAUGGGAACAUCGCACCGAGCACGGAAGGGGGGAAGAUAUUUUGUAUCCUCUACGCCAUAUUCGGAAUUCCUCUCUUUGGCUUCCUAUUGGCUGGAAUCGGCGAUCAGCUGGGGACCAUCUUCGGGAAAAGCAUCGCGAGAGUCAAUCUGUGUACAUUGCCCGGAUACAUGAAGAAGCAGGUGAGUCAGACGAAGAUCCGGGUCAUAUCCACCAUCUUGUUCAUCGUGGCCGGGUGCCUGGUGUUUGUGACCAUUCCCGCGGUCAUUUUCAAGCAGAUCGAAGGCUGGUCGGAGCUGGAGUCCAUCUACUUCGUGGUGGUGACGCUGACGACGGUCGGCUUUGGGGACUAUGUGGCAGGGGGGAACACAGACAUCCUGUACCGGGAGUGGUAUAAGCCAAUGGUUUGGUUUUGGAUCUUGGUCGGCUUGGCGUACUUUGCCGCAGUGCUGAGUAUGAUCGGGGACUGGCUUCGUGUGAUAUCCAAGAAGACGAAAGAGGAGGUCGGGGAAAUUAAGGCUCACGCCGCAGAGUGGAAAGCCAACGUGACUGCAGAGUUCAGGGAGACCCGCAGGCGGCUGAGCGUAGAGAUCCAUGACAAACUCCAGAGAGCGGCCACCAUAAGAAGCAUGGAGCGCCGGAGACUGGGGCUGGACCAGAGAGCUCACUCUCUCGACAUGCUUUCCCCAGAGAAACGCUCGGUCUUUGCCGAGUUAGAGAACGGGCGCUUCAAGGCCUCGUCCCAAGAGAGCAUCAACAACAAGCCCAACAACCUACGACUCAAGGGGGUGGAGCAGUUCAACGCUUUGCACGGCCAAGGCCUCUCAGAAGACAACAUCAUCAACAGGUUUGGCUCCAACUCUUCCAAGCUGACCAAGAGGAAAAACAAGGACCUGAAGAAAAACCUCCCGGAGGACGUGCGGAAAAUUUACGAGAACUUCCGGAAGUAUUCCGUGGACGGAGAGAAAAAGGAGGGCGACCCCGACCGGCUGUCCACCUCGGACACGGCCACCCUCUCCGACUUCAUUCAGCACUCAAUCAUCGAGAACGGCUCGGUACCUAGCGAAACCAAAGACGAGGAGCACGAGGACAAAGCAUUACUUGAAGAACGCAACUAACGGGGCGCGUUUCAAGGUCAUCGCUCCGUCACGGCGCGACACAGCUGUGGGCUGCAAUUUGGGAGUGACUGUGAACUUUUCUUCUCCAUCCUGGAGCCCAAAGUUGGUCGGCCCGUUGACGAAGCAGUGACCUUAGACCCCUUCUGUGCUGGGAGGGGGAGGUCAAACGUCCCGUUGCCUGUUCCUCCAGCACGGAAGGGGUUAACCCAUCGCCCCGAUGUAAAAACUUUUGUUCACAUACAAGAAAAAAAAAAAAUCCGACAACAAUCGGUUACAUUUAUGGAGUUCUUGAGACAUGUGCCUUAUGCGGAUUUUUCAAUUACAUGGAGCUCUGUAAACUGCAUCGGUGGAAAUAUACU